This is a messenger RNA of Trichoderma asperellum CBS 433.97, 690 nucleotides long. RefSeq lists its product as uncharacterized. Gene Ontology annotation, cellular component: mitochondrion; peroxisome. Gene Ontology annotation, molecular function: glutathione transferase activity; glutathione peroxidase activity. NCBI's taxonomy places the organism in Eukaryota, Fungi, Ascomycota, Sordariomycetes, Hypocreales, Hypocreaceae. Gene Ontology annotation, biological process: glutathione metabolic process. The record is from RefSeq and is a predicted model, not a curated record.
AUGUCUAACAAUGUGGUAUCCCAAAAGAGAAUCGAGGCGUAUAUCGACUGUGUUUCUCCGUACAGCUUUUACGCGUUCACUUAUCUUUUCCGGAACAAGAAGACACUGGAUGCCCUAGGAGUUCAGGUAGAGUUCAUCCCAGUCUUUCUAGGUGGCAUCAAUGUGGGCAGUGGGAAUAAACCACCAUGGACGCUGCCGGCAAAGGCGGUCUACUCCAGGUAUGACGGAGAGCGAGCUCAGAGAUAUUUCGGAAUGAAGUUCAAAAUUCCAUCCUUCUUCCCCAUCGUUUCCCUCUUACCCCAACGUUGUCUGGUCUAUGUGAAGAGAGCGCAUCCAGAAAGAUACGAGGCUUUCUUCGACGCGUGCUUUAAGACACUAUGGCUGAACCAGAAAGAUAUCUCGAAACCAGGCAACUUGAAGGUCGCUCUCCUUAACGUGUUCGACGAACAAGAAGCCGAGGCGAUAAUCAGAGCUGCGGAUGAGCCUGAGAUCAAACAAACUCUUGCUGACAACACGACACAUGCCUUCAAAAACCUCGGCGCUUUUGGGUGCCCGUGGUUCUGGGUCUUCGACGGAAAGGGAAACGCGGAGCCUUUCUUCGGGAGCGAUAGAUUUCAUUUUAUGUGGCAAUAUUUGGAGCUACCACACCAAGGUUUUGAGCUCAUCCCGCCGACUCAAGUUAAACUUUAA